AUGAGAGGCAUUCCGGCCAAAAUCGGAACACCAUCUCAAGACAUUGUUAUGCUUCCGUGGGCAGAACUAAACAACACAUGGAUCUACGAUGAAAACCCCAACUGCGACUCCUCUAUCAUCUGGAACGACAAGAUCUGUGAGAUCCGUAGGGGAAGUCUUUUUCACGUAGACGAGUCAACAUCCUUCACCAAAGCAGCCGACAUCGUAGCGGCCGGAGGCGCAUCCGAAGAGAUAACCACUGCCGGCACCGAGGCCGGAACGAAAAAGCUCAUUUCGACCGGCGUGGGUGGGGCUGACCGCCUCGACAUCGGAUCCGUGACCCUAAACAAAACACCAAUCGGCAUUCCCAAAUUGAGAUGGGACAAUGGAUACACAAUGCUACACGCUCUCGGCUUAGGUGCCAACUCGACCUAUCUCACCUCUUUGGCGCAGGCUGGUAAACUCGGCUCGAGGGUCUGGUCAAUCUUUUGGGGUCGCAUGUGGACGACCAACAACAACAUUGAUGGCUCCCUCGUUUUGGGUGGCUACGACUCUGAGAAGGUCACCGGGAAGAACUUCACGCAACGUCUCGAUUACAGCGAAGCGACAGGCUGUUGGACGGGUAUGAAGGUUACCCUUACCGAUGUCCAAGUCAACUUUCGAGAUGGUAUCGACAAGAGCAUCAUGCCGGUAAACAACGCCAUCCCAUGCUGCAUCGUGCCCCAUCGGCAUAUGCUUUUGGAAGCGCCAAGCUCCCUCGUGGACACCUUUGAGAAUGUCACGAAUGUUAAGGAUGAUGGUCUCUCGUUCGGCUUACACUGGGGGGCACGAAAGUUCGAUGCAAAGACUGCAUUUGAUGGCGACAUAACUUUCUCUCUCAGUUCUGGGCUGCAAGUCAGAGUGCCAAACAAUCAGUACAUCGUCCCCUUUGUCGAUAUCGACCGAAGCGGAGCCCAAGUCACCGACGACAAAGUGAAGGAGUUGCUCAUCACGGGCCUUUACGACCAGCCCGCGACUCUUGGACGGUACUUUCUCACCUCAGCAUACUUGAUGGUCGACCACGAUGCGGAAACCUUCACUCUAUGGCAAGCAAACCCGACGACCCGAAGCACUCUCGUCAAAGUCGCCAGUGAUAGGUCCGACUGCGGUAAACCUCAGACGUCCAGGGAUGCCAUUAAUCCCACGAGCACUCCAACUAAUGGGUCUGAUGCCGACAGUGAAGCUUCUGGCCUCAGCACUGGAGCCAUUGCCGGCAUAGCCGUUGGAGCAGUUGCAGCACUCGCUAUCGUUGGAUUAGGGGCUUUCUUUUUACUCAGGUCAAAGAAGCGGAAGGCCUCGCAGUCUCAACCCCCUCCUUAUAACACUGAGACACCUGGUCAGAUGGGACAAGUUCAAGAAGCGUGGCCUAAGUACGGUGGACAACAGGAAGUUUCUCAUGAGGUUUAUGGCUCACAGGGUCAACACCGCUUGAGUGAACUCAGGGGCCAGGACAAUUUUGUGUUUGAGAUGGACGGCGGAAACGAUCAGCGAAGGUAG
This is a messenger RNA of Colletotrichum karsti, 1515 nucleotides long. RefSeq lists its product as uncharacterized. The transcript is spliced from 3 exons. The record is from RefSeq and is a predicted model, not a curated record. Bases 1 to 1515 code for a protein of 504 amino acids. NCBI's taxonomy places the organism in Eukaryota, Fungi, Ascomycota, Sordariomycetes, Glomerellales, Glomerellaceae.